Messenger RNA from Pangasianodon hypophthalmus (striped catfish), 1806 nucleotides. Its product is annotated as butyrophilin subfamily 1 member A1-like. Lineage: Eukaryota; Metazoa; Chordata; Actinopteri; Siluriformes; Pangasiidae. The transcript has 10 exons. Bases 94 to 1536 code for a protein of 480 amino acids. The record is from RefSeq and is a predicted model, not a curated record. Gene Ontology annotation, molecular function: protein binding.
CACAAACGAAAGUGCACCAAACUAAUACUGACUUCGUGACAAAAGGGCUUUACUUUAGUGUCUUCUUACUGGGAAGGUGUAAACUUGAGGAUUAUGUUAUUUUGUGUGACUCUCCUGAUUCUCUACAGCUUCAUGGAAUCUCAGUCAGAGCGUUUAAGGGUGUUUGGUCCAGAUGCUCCUCUUGCUGCUGUAGCUGGUAAAGAUCUGGUUCUGCCCUGUUUUAUCAAACCCAGCACCAGCGCUGUGGACAUGACAGUGCAAUGGUUCAGACUAGAUGUAGAAGACUCAUUAGUGCAUCUCUAUGAAGAUCAUGAAGACAGAAAUGAAGAUCAGGCUCAGACCUACAGAAGACGAACAUCACUGUUCAAAGAGGAGCUACAGAAAGGCAACGCUUCUCUCAAACUCUCAGCUCUCCGAGUCUCUGAUGAAGGAGAAUAUAAAUGUCUCGUUGAGGACAAAUCCUGGUCUGAUGGCAUCAUUAUUUAUGUUACUGUUGAGGCUCAAGGAAGCCACCCAGUGAUCUUGAUGGAGAAAUAUGAUAGUUCAGGAGGGAUUAAUCUAGUAUGUGAGUCCAGAGGCUGGAAACAUGAACCUGAGGUUCUGUGGCUGGACAGAGAAGGAGCCACUCUGCCUGCUGAAGAUACACAGAUACACAGAGACACGGAGGGCUUCAGUGUGAAACGCCGCAUCACUGUUUAUGAUUAUAGCGACUCCAACAGAUUUUACUGCAGACUUCAACAAAUUCAUCACAUGAUGGAAGCAGAGGUUAUCAUUAAUAGUAAAGUCUUUGAUACUUGGAAGUGGGGUGUCACCAUUUCAGUUUCAGCAUGUCUUAUUGCUUUCGGAUGGAUAGUAACUGCGGUUAUCUUACACAAGACAGAGCCACAGAGACAGAAGGUGGAACAUGAGUUAACAGAAAAGAAGAUCUUUGCAGAGCUGCAGAGACAGAGGAUGAAACACGUGUUAGCAGAGAAGAAGAAGUUUGCAGUGGAUGUGACUCUGGAUCCUGAUACAGCUCAUCCCAAACUCAUCCUGUCUGCUGAUGGAAAACAAGUGAAAGACGGAGACAUACGACAGGAUCUCCCUGAUACACCACAGAGGUUUGAUUAUUAUCCCUUUGUUGUGGGAAAGCAGAGUUUCUCCUCAGGGAGAUUUUAUUAUGAGGUGCAGGUCAGAGGGAAAACUAAAUGGAUAUUAGGAGUCAUGAGAGAGGACAGUAACAGGAAGGGGAGCAUUACACUGACUCCUCAGAAUGGAUUCUGGACUGUGAGACUGUGGAAUGAGAAUCAGUACUGGGCUAAUGCUGGUCCUGAUGUCCCCCUCACACUGAGAGAGAAGGUGGAGAAGGUGGGGGUGUUUGUGGAUUAUGAGGAGGGUCUGGUCUCCUUUUAUGAUGUGAAGUCCAGCUCUCAUAUCUACUCUUUCACUGCUCAGUCUUUCACUGAGAAACUCUAUCCAUUCUUCAGUCCUUGUUUAAAUGAAGGAGGUAAAAAUUCAGCACCACUGAUCAUCUCUCCUGUAUUUAACACUGAAUGAAUUUUCACCUCACACAUUUAAUCAUCUAUUAAAUGGUGAGAAUAAAAAGAAAUAUUUUACUUUUUUGGUGAAUUUUAGAAAUACAUAUUCCCUUUUAAAGUGCUGUACAGUUUAUUUUAAUACCUGGGGUUUGUUUUUAAUUUUAAUCCUACAGUCUGUUUUUUACACAUUAUGAUUGUGGAACUUUGUCAUUACAAAUCAAAUAUUAAUAAAGAUCAUUUACAGUUCACACUGAGUUUUACUGCAGAAUUGAAUCUGAUCAAUAAAAAA